AUGAGCUACAACAACGGCGGAGGGUACAACCCCUCAUCGUCGUCAGGGGGUUACAAUCCCUCGGCGCCCUUCGGGCUGGGACGCCCGCCUGCCCCCCGUCCGCCUUUGCCGCCCUUCCCUCCUCGUACAGGCUACGGUGCGCCCCCGCCACGCCCGACUCUAGCCCCUGGAAUGCCGCCUCCCACGCUUCCGCCGGCCGGUACUCCGAGCUACCGUUCGCCGUACGAUGAGUACAACCCUGCGGCUUCGGGAUCUCCUCUCACAUCCACGCCAUCCUACGAUGGAAGUCGAAAGUACGACGACGUGUACGACCCAUACCAGCCGAGUAAUGUUGCGCCGUACGAUCCUUCAGCUCCCUCCGGUCUCAACACCCGCAUGCCGACCCCGAGUACCAGCUACGCGUCAUCUCCCGCUUCAUUUCUCCCGCCCAAGAACCGCGGCGGAGAUAUGUCUGAUCAGCCGAUACUGACUGGCACUAAGCAAGUGACUAUUGGCGAUAUCACGACGAGCGUUUACGACUUGCCCCCGAGCGAGCUCCCGAUCACGAAGUACAUUACUGUCAAUCCGGACGACGCGAUCGUCCUGCAUCGUGCGAUCUGCCAGGCAGGCAAGUCUGAGAGUUUAUGGUACGCGGAAGGCUCGAAUAGGGCUGGAGAGGGCUGGGCAGCUGCGGUUGAGUGGAUUUUGGACGAGGGCAUGAGUCGAUCCAAGAUGCGCGGAUUUGUCGGUCACACAGAUGCUCUGGGAACCGAGCUGGGCGCGAUGCUCAAGGCUGUGGAGGGCUUCCGCGAACAGCUUCAGCAAAGCAUCCGCAACCAAAAACCGAUUAACCAAGAGUUCAUCCUCUUCACUUCAUCACCAUGCGCUAUUGUCAGUCUGGACACAUCAAGUCGCCCUGAAAGCAUCAAGUUCUGCAAGCUGUGGCGGGAGAUCUGCACCGAGUUCCUCAAGGCGCAGCUGACUGUUGUGUGGCUUCCUCGCAGUAACGCUGUCGAAGGUUGGGUUCUUGCCGAGAAGAUCGCCACCGUUGCUGCGACCAACUCGUAUACAAAGCGCAAGAAGGAGCGCUCUUUGGAGGACAUCUACAAUCGUCCCGGCGGUGGCGACCCCCUACCGGGUUCAAGUACCAUUCCCGGUCCCUGGCAGCACGGAGACGCCGACCCCAGUUUCCGCAAGCUGCCUUUCGAGCGCCCGCAGCCGCCGCCCCCUCGUGAGCCGUCGCCACCACCGACACGCCCGUCGCCUGCUGUUUCCUCCCCGAUGCCGUCUGUUGAUCACGAUCACGACGCGGAGCAGCAGGCUGAACCGGAAGAUGAGGGCAUCAGGCCUCGCGCAGACGCUCUAUGUGUCACGAACAAAGGAUCUUGGCAUCCUGUUCGCGCAAUUUGGCGAGAUGUAAGACACCAACCACCCACAAGUGAACUAACAGGCAGUGUCUCUGUCGACAUCUUCUCCAUACCCCCAGUCCACCCCCGUUUCGCCUUUGUGGCGUUCGCCAAACCCAAGCCGUCGAACGCGGAUGCUGUGAAGACCCUUCACCGUCAACCGAUUAAGCUUGACACACCCUUCGCCAAGAAGAACGCCGAAGACCUCACGAUCUGGAAGGGGUGGCCCGGAACGCUUACAGUUGUUGAAUCGACUUCUGACCAGCUCAUUCCGAAAAGCAUUGCUCAAGACUUCCCUGACCUGCCCGCUUACGCUGUGGAGACUCAAGCGACAUCGCCAGGAAGUGAUCUUACCCGCAAGCGAGAGCGAGACGCUCAAGAUAUGACCCCCUCAGGCGUUCCUGAGGACUCACCUUCCAGCAAGCGCGCACGCGCAGAUGCAGCUGCCAAGGAUGCUGUCUCCAACGGCGCGGCGGUUCCGGCUAUCCCUGGUCCCACUACUCUUCGUGCGCAGAUCGAUCUCGUCAAGAAUGUCUUCGUCAAGCACGGGAGGGAGAACUGGAUUGCUCACACUUGUCUGAUUGCUACCGAUCUUGACCAAGUGCGGCGACAGCUGCAAGCUGACCUGUACGCCACGGACGAGGCUGUCAUCACCAGUCGCGAGCUGGAAGGAACCUUAACGUCCAGGGGUUUCAGUCUUCAGAGGAUCGAUGCGUUCGUGAUCAAGACGUUGAAGGUCCUGGACGGGAUCGCUUCGGCAGACGAACUCGAGAGCGGAGGUGCCCAGAAGGCGAAGGGCGAUGACGGCGAUGCCUCCGCUCUGCAAGCCGAGUUGACUGCCCUGCUCAAAGGAUACCCUGCGCAGACUCGCGACGCCAUGGCGGCUGCUGGCACUGUGCUCGAGUACCUGAACCGCGGCAAGGAGGAGCAGGAGAAGAAGCGUCUCGAGCUUGAGCGUCGCGUCGGCGUUAUGGAUGGGAUGGUGAAGAUUGGCGAGCAGGUCAGCAGUGUGGUGAAGUAUCUUCUGAACGGCUGA
Molecule: messenger RNA, 2421 nt
Organism: Trichosporon asahii var. asahii CBS 2479
Lineage: Eukaryota; Fungi; Basidiomycota; Tremellomycetes; Trichosporonales; Trichosporonaceae
Exons: 3
Coding region: 1-2421 (806 amino acids)
Molecular function (GO): nucleic acid binding
Source: RefSeq, a predicted model, not a curated record